AUGGCUGCAGACAAAGAUCCUCGCAUCCGAAAGACGUCAAUAUCCUCUUCCUCCAACUCAUUCAUCCUGACCUGCCAGCACUGGCUCCACGUCGCCCUUAAUCGUCUACCUUUCAGAAGACGAUUCUCUCCAACACAAUCCCUCCGUGCUCGUUCAUCACCACAGACUCCGGAGCGAGCUCCUACACCUCCGCCUCGACCACAACCCAUCAUCAGUGAACAAGUCACUUUUUCCAUCCAAGUCCCCUUCGCUCCACAAGACAAUCGGUCGACCAAAUCGGCAGCAAUUGCAGAACCUGUCAUUGGAGUUCGUGCACGCACCCGCUCCCUUCCAGGCGCUCCAAGCGAACACCUCAUCAAUAGCCGUAGAGAACUCUACAACUCCGACUAG
This is a messenger RNA of Aureobasidium melanogenum CBS 110374, 390 nucleotides long. RefSeq lists its product as uncharacterized. NCBI's taxonomy places the organism in Eukaryota, Fungi, Ascomycota, Dothideomycetes, Dothideales, Saccotheciaceae. The transcript has a single exon. The coding region runs from base 1 to 390 and encodes 129 amino acids. The record is from RefSeq and is a predicted model, not a curated record.